AGCCGCGCUCGUGCACUGCUCCCAGUCGGUGACUCGUGGUCGGUCUCGCGCGCCGGUGCCAUGGCGUCCGGAGAGGAGGACGGAGCGCUCGAGGAAAAGGAAACGAACAACAAGAAGCGGACGAAGGGAAUUAUCGCCACAGCAUGGCUCAUGUUCUACAAUAUCGCCAUGACGGCCGGGUGGCUGGUGCUGGCUGUAGCAAUGACUCGCUUCUAUCUCCAGAAAGGCACACACAAGGGCUUGUACAGAAGUAUAGCACGGACACUUAAGUUUUUCCAGACCUUUGCUCUUCUGGAGGUUGGGCACUGUGCAAUUGGAAUUGUACGGACAUCUGUGAUUGUGACUGGGGUCCAAGUAUGCUCUCGAAUAUUCAUGGUUUGGUUUAUCACACAUAGUAUCAGACAGGUCCAGAAUCAAGAGAGUGUGAUCUUGUUUUUGGUGGUGUGGACAGUCACUGAGAUCACACGUUACUCCUUCUACACGUUCAGUUUGCUUAAACAUCUGCCUUACUUCAUCAAAUGGGCCAGAUAUAACUUGUUCAUUGUCAUGUAUCCUCUGGGCGUGGUUGGUGAACUGAUGACCAUAUAUGCUGCUCUGCCAUAUGUUCGGAAAGCGGGCAUGUACUCUCUAAGGCUCCCAAACAAAUACAACGUCUCCUUCGACUAUUUACUUCUCAUCAUUGUAAUGCUCUCCUACAUCCCACUGUUUCCUCAGUUAUAUUUCCACAUGCUACGUCAGAGGAGAAAGGUGCUUCAUGGGGAGGUUAUAGUGGAGAAAGAUGAGUAAAAGUAAAAUCCCAUGCCGUGCCAUCCACCCCAACAAUCAAUUAAUGCUCAGACCUGGACACAACAGAGAAGAAAAGAUAAUAUCAGACGUGAUGAUCAGCAACAAAACCUACAAUUUGCAACACAUUGGAAAUGCUUCAGUAGCCAAAUCUCUGCUACGACCACUCCUGGUGUCUAUCACUUGAAUGGAAAUACUCCCGGUAUUUCUGAACCUCCAAAGUAUGGUCAAUUACAUGCUUUAGUUAUAUUUUAUGUGGUUCAUCCAAAAGGAACUGUUAAUUGACUAAACCUCUAAUUUGAAUUACAUCUUUUUUUUUCCCCCCACUGAAAUCCUUUU
Messenger RNA from Silurus meridionalis, 1122 nucleotides. It is a transcript of the gene hacd1, whose product is annotated as 3-hydroxyacyl-CoA dehydratase 1. Gene Ontology annotation, biological process: sphingolipid biosynthetic process; very long-chain fatty acid biosynthetic process; fatty acid elongation. NCBI's taxonomy places the organism in Eukaryota, Metazoa, Chordata, Actinopteri, Siluriformes, Siluridae. Gene Ontology annotation, cellular component: endoplasmic reticulum membrane. The record is from RefSeq and is a predicted model, not a curated record. Gene Ontology annotation, molecular function: 3-hydroxyacyl-CoA dehydratase activity.